AUGAGUCUAGAUUGGAAUCCAAAGGCAUAUGUGAAGUUCAAGAAAUGUAUGCAUCACCUUAUUGACGACCACCUUGACACGUCGAAAUGUGCUUCUGGCCAAAGUCCUGCGGUCUUACAAACUGUGCACAACAAGGCUCUCGACGAAUUCCCAGACCUCAAAAACUAUAGCAACCUAUGGCCAGUCAAUGAUAUGAUGAUGACGCGCCUGAAAUACAUGUCCUCUCACACUCGACGAAAAGACGGAGAGAUGGCUUUAGGCAAGAGCAGGAGCAGGAGCACAAAGUGA
Messenger RNA from Suillus subalutaceus, 288 nucleotides. RefSeq lists its product as uncharacterized. The coding region runs from base 1 to 288 and encodes 95 amino acids. The record is from RefSeq and is a predicted model, not a curated record. NCBI's taxonomy places the organism in Eukaryota, Fungi, Basidiomycota, Agaricomycetes, Boletales, Suillaceae. The transcript is spliced from 3 exons.